Phytophthora infestans T30-4 is the source of this 6975-nucleotide messenger RNA. RefSeq lists its product as uncharacterized. The record is from RefSeq and is a predicted model, not a curated record. The transcript is spliced from 8 exons. NCBI's taxonomy places the organism in Eukaryota, Oomycota, Peronosporomycetes, Peronosporales, Peronosporaceae. The coding region runs from base 1 to 6975 and encodes 2324 amino acids. Gene Ontology annotation, molecular function: protein binding; zinc ion binding.
AUGAUCACGAAUGACGAAAUUCCUGCCAACUACGAGACUAGAACUGGAGAAACAGCGCUACUUGCCGCUGUAUCUGCGAAGAAUCUGGAUGCGCUCGCGAUGCUGAUGACAAGUGGGGUUUCCAUCGAUACUCCCAACCGACAAGGUUACACCCCUCUCAUGAAAGCCAUAGCUGUGGCCGUGCCGCAACACAGAUGUGCAUCUAAACAAUUGAUCCUAACUGAUCAAUCCGGAAGAACUGCGUUUGACUGGGCGAAACUCACGGGGAACACGCAAGCGCUCGAGUGGUUGGAGAAUCGACAGCGCGAGAAAUCGCUCAAGCAUCAAAGUCUCGCGAACCGCCAGGAUCGAGUGGCCCAAUGCCAAGCGCUUUUGAGCUACCACGAAGAAUGUAUCCAACGGAUCGAAAGCUUGAUUGCGCUUCAGUUUUUCGAUGAAAACGGACUGGUCGAGUUCCUGAAAGCCACGACGAUAUCAGUAUCCGAAUUUACUAGAGCGUUUAACGAUCUCAAGGCGAUGGACAACACCCCAAGAGCUUUACCGUUCCGAUCACAAUUCUUCGUCAACAUUGAAACACGAGAAGGGUGGACGCCAUUGACGAAAUGUGCAGCUUUCGGCUACGCUUUUGGCGUUCAGGAAUUGGUAUCGAUGGGUGCCGAUUAUCGUUACGAAACGAGACUUCGACAUACGGCUAUGACAUGGGCAUCCUACUGUGGACACGAAGCUGUAGUUCUGCACUUGCUUCGCGUUGGAGUGGACGUGAACCAGAAGACACGAGAUGGUAAAACUGCGCUGAUGCAUGCGAUCAGCAACUCGCAAGCCAAGAUUGUGCAUCAUUUACUCAUCGCUACUCGUGACGAGUGUUUUCCAAUCGAAUGGCACAAAACGUUCUUGAAGACGAUGAAAUGGCAGGAUCGAACUGGCAAAGACGCUCUCAAACUGGCACAAGAUGCGGUAGAACAGACAGAGGCGAUGUAUACAGAGUUACCGGACGUGUAUAGCUCUGACCAAGAGGAGGAGCUACCCCCGGCAGUUCAUGUUCUUUGGCAGGUUCAAAUUGCGCUCAAAGACGCAGAAGACCACAGGAAAUACGUCGAACUCCACGCUGAACGUACCAAGCUCACUACGUGUCACAAUGAUAACUGCAGCUUCGUGGCUCCUAAAGAUAUGUUACCGACGCAUGAGCAACAUCAUUGCAUGAAACGCACUAUCAAGUGUGAAAAUUGCGAUUCUAUCUUGAUAUUUGAAGAUCGAGGUCGCCACGAUACGCAGACGUGUCCUAUGCGGCGUGUCCAAUGCUCCAACUUCCAGUUUGGCUGUCACGAGCAAAUUCUCUUCCAAGACAGAGAAUUUCAUCUCAAUUAUCACUGUCGAAAGAGGGCGAUAAAAUGUCGUCUUCUGUGCGGAACCACGGUACAUCACGACGAGUUAGAUGAGCACGAAAGUGCUCGAUGCUCUUUGCGAAUAAUUACAUGUGACCAAGGGUGUCAAGCGAAAUUCACUGCAAAUUUUGCGAAGAAGCAUCGACUUCAUGAGUGUCCGAAGAGAAUGGUCCCAUGUAAAGGGAAGCAUGGAGGGUGCAGUGCAUUAGUGAAAUAUGACGAGAUGGAUUUUCACUUAUCGACAUUGUGUGAGCUGAGAGAAUUGUCGUGCAAAUGGGCCUCGUAUGGCUGUGAAGAGAAGAUAGCUGGAGUUGCAGCAGGUCGAUACAUUCACGAGACUCAGGAAUGUCCAUUUCGCUUUGUAGCUUGUCAGAACGGAUGUGAGUUGAGUGGACAAUUCUUGGCUUGCUUUGCGGAGGAACAUUACCGUUGGCAAUGUAUGCUUGAAAGAAUCCCGUGUCCGAAUAAAUGUCAAGACAAACAGACAGGAGAAGUGCUGCAACUGUCGAGAGAGUUGAUGAUGGCUCAUGUGUUACAGGACAGUGGCGAUUGCCCAUUGAGGGAAACGCAUUGUCCAUUGGAUUUGUGUGGCAAGCAUGUUCGACUUGUCGAUAAGUGCCGAAUUCUGACAUACGACCCAACUAAAUCCCAACAUUUACUUGAAUUUUCAAAUGGUCACUCAGAGUGGACGUCACUCGAACUACAUUGUUGCCACCGCUUGGUGCCUUGUCCACUCGACUGUGGCCAACGACUUCCAGCGCAUACUGCUGAAUUUCACCUGGCAAAGCGCUGCAAUAUGCGCAAUACUGUGUGUCGACUUGGGUGUGGAGAAAUUAUGGCAUUUGGACUUGUUUCGGAACACGAAUCGGGUUAUUGCGAAUUUCGAUCUGAAUUUUGCGAGUAUUGUCAUUUUUCCAUUUCGAUUGAAAAUUUAGAGACGCAUCUUGACAAGGAGUGUCAGCAACGACCUCGAGGCUGUAGACUUGGUUGCUCGCGUAAAGUGGCGUGGUCUGAUGUCAAGGAACACGAGGCUAAUCAGUGUCCUAAACGUCGGAUAAAAUGCAGGAUCUGUCAAGGAGAUAUUUGGUUCUGCGAACUUGAAAAUCACGAAAAGGAUGAAUGUCCGCUGCGAAUUUAUGGACAAUGUGACGAUAGCUGCGGACAAAAUUUACGCUACAACGAAAUUGCUCAUCAUCUUCUCUUCAAUUGCACGAAACGGGUUGUUAAAUGCAAAUAUUGCAAACAGCGAUUGAAAUUUGAUACUCUUCAAGAGCACCACGAGUUAUUAUGUCCUCAGCGAGUAGUAAACUGCCGGAGAGGGUGUGGAACGCACAUCAAGGAGCUUGACAGCGACCUACACGAAAGUGAAGAGUGCUCCAAGCGCUUGCUCUUCUGUGAGAAUCAGUGUGGGUUACAUGUACCGUACUGCGAGAUGGAGGAACAUUUGGAGGCCAAAUGCACGCUGAGAGUCAUGAUGUGUCCCACUGGUUGUCGGGAAAUGGUAUUUGCCUAUCUUUAUGAAGAUCACUGGAAACGUUGUCGCCAACGUGUUGUUCCCUGUGGCGUUGGUGGGAAAUUAUGUGCUCGUCCGAUUCGUGUCUGGCACAUGGACAGCAAACUUGUGCGUUGUGUCGUCCACAAUGAAAACGCACUUCUCUGGGCUCUAAAAUCCCAGGACUUGGAUCUUGCGACGUAUUUCUUGCAGAAUGUCGAUGCGUUCAACGUGGUUAAUGAAGAGUUCGCGAAUGGCUUCUCACCUCUAGUACUUGCGGCCUCGUUAGGAAACAUUGACCUAAUUCAGCUUCUAUUUCGUUUCGGAGCUGACGUCAACUUGGAGACGUCACGUGGCCGAACUCCGCUGUCUGAAGCUUGUAUGGCUCAGGAUGUGGACAUCGUUAAGUUGCUGAUCGAGAAUCGAGCUUGUGUGUCGCACACCAACAAACAAGGUAGAAACCUUUUAGAAAUGAUUAUUCACUUGCUGGAAGACCAAGUAGAACUUGAGCGCGCCCAGCGUGACCUCUUUAUUGCAAUAUCGUGCUCGAACUACGACCAUUUGAUCGAACAUUUCAAAUACUCUGCAAAAACCCGAAGUCAUACACAUUUUGUCAAUCCAUUGGAGACACUGCAAGAGUUAGUAACUGCGAAAGAGAAACAAGCAAAUACUGUGCGUGCAGAACUAGAUGAAGCCAUCCAAGUAUUCAACGAGAGUAUUGCUGAAACAGAGGCCAAACGCGUCCAAGCUAUCCAAUUAUCCUCUCAAGUCGACGAUAGCUGUCGACGUCUACAGAACGUUGAGAAAGAUGAAGAAGCGUCCGACAUCGACUCUAGUGCAUUGGAAGCUGACAUGCUUGCUAUGAUCCGUCAAAUCACGGCGCAAGACAUCGCUCAGUUACUCAAUUCACACGUUCCGUCCGACACUUCGUUAGUCGUAGUAAAAGCUCUCUCAUUGCUGUGUGGAGUGGUGCCUCGCGGACGACGGAAUGCAACGGAAUACACUGACGUCGAGUGGUGGAAAACCGCCCAAGCGUUGCUCAUGGAUCGUAGUCUGCUGCGUCAACUGCGUGGGUAUCGCCAACAAACAAUUUCUCCCGAAGUCAUGGCUAAAGUCCGUCGUGAAUGCUUGAAAACACCGGCGUUUGCUGCCUGCUCGGCGGAAUUUAAGGCGAACCGUGCGAGUUUCAAAACUGAGUCUGGAGAGCGUAGUUUAAAUAGUCGAAUUCCUCCGAUCGAGACAUUACGCGGCAACAUCAUAGGGAUGUUAGCGACGUGGGUUCAAGGUGUUGAGCUUGAGUAUAAGACUCGAGCGGAGCGUCAAGCGCUCGUGGAACGUAAACGCCAGCUCGAAGUCGCUCUCACAAUGGCUCGUGAAAGGCAACAACAUUCCAGAUUUGAGGCACAAGUUGGGGUUCGCUCUCUUCCAGCACGACAAGAAGAAGUCGAAGCUGUUCGUACUCAACAUGACGUUGCGAGGAAGGAGGUUGAGGCUGCUAAAAAGCGUUUAGACACGUACAAACUCCUCAACUAUGCCGCUCUAAGUGGCCACACGCCGCUGACUUUUGCGUGUGCUGUGGGAAACGAAGCCAUCAUUCACAUGUUGCUAUCUCAUGGCGCCUGCAGUGGUCACCAAUUCGAGGAGCAGAACCUCUGUGCGUCUUUCAUUCAAGCACUUGUACGAGAUUUCCAAUACCGAAAAAAGUUUGAACGUCAGCGACGUCUCCAAGAACUGAGUAGAGGAGGCACUAAUUCUCGCUCCGACGCCGCCACUGAAGCUCUUGUGAGGAAUGUGGCUCAUUCGUUCAUUGUCGGGCACUACCAACGCAAGCUGGUGCAUUUCAGGCAGACCCAUAGAGUCGCAAUCCACGAAGCGAUUAUCAACGGGAAUCCCGAAAUUGCAGCGAUUUUACUGUCGAAAGGAGCCAAGUUAUGGCAAAAGACAUACGUGCUGCCAGAGCGAGUUUAUCCGGGCUCUCUACUUGAGAGUGUCGCCCCCAUAUCGAAGGCGUCGCUAGAAAUGGCUAAACGACAGGGUAAGUGGAAACUGCAGCCGCUUGCAAUGGACAAAAAGAACUCACAAAAAGCUCAAGAAGAUGAUGACUUUGGAAAGCCGAUGACAGUGGCAGAUACGCUGAGUUGCGCGGUGAAAUACUACGAUAGCCGUUUGUUUGAUGCCUCGAGAGGAUGGGAACCCGACGUGACAGCUUACUCUACUACAGCUGAAUUUCAACUGAUGAGCAGAAGAAACGUCAUCCGGAAAACUACCGAGCUCAAGGAAAAGCAUGCGGCGCUCGAGACAGCCAUCAUUUCUCGUGAUUUCGUUGCCAUCUCGCGUUUGCUGGAUGACGGGGCAUUCGCAGACUAUGAGACGAGUGGUGGAGCCAUGUCUGCUCUCAUGGCUGCUUGUGUUGAAGAAGUUUACGUUGAGAACGAGGAUGGAAAGGAUGUGCUAGCGGCUGAAUAUUUAUUAGACCGCACGAUGAACCGUCCACUUGUGGAUUUGGAGAGCUCUCGUGGACUCACAGCGUUGGGAACAGCAGCAUUCUUCGGUACAUUAAAGUGCGCUCAAGCGUUGAUCGAGCGUGGCGCACGCGUAAAUUUUGCUGCGCGGUUAAACGGACACACAGCACUCAUGAUCGCCGCAACGAAUGGGAAAGUAGAGUUCGUACGCUACUUGCUGGCUAGCAAAGGAGUUGAUGUGUUUCUGCGAGAUAGCAGUGGAAAGACAGCCUCCGAUUAUGCUCGCACUAGUGGCUUCACUGCGAUCGCUGGUCUUUUAGAGGCAGCAAUGGGUGGCAAACACGACCGUGUAGUGAAUACCAUAUCCGGGUUGUAUGGAGUUUGUAAGUGGGGGUGCGGCUUCAUGACUCUGUUCGAGGACCACCUUGUCCAGAAAGCUCGAAUUGUCAAGAACAUUAACCCUUUACAAGAACAUGAGCUGCAUCGCUGCCUCAAACGCCUCGUGACCUGUCCAAAUGGCUGCGAUAUCACAGAGUUAUGGGCUGAAGAUGUGAAAGAUCAUAGUCAACAUACUUGCGAGCUUCGACUUGUCAAUUGUUCUAACCAGAAAUGCACUGUCCGAUUUCUCUUUAAAGAUCGUGGAAAACACCUUCAAGACGAGUGCGAAUAUCGUGUUAUCGUUUGCGAAUGUGGUGAAGCUAUGAGCUACCAGCGUCACGUAUUGCACGCAAAGACACAAUGUCCGAUGCGUCUCGUUCCAUGUCCGUUGCAAUGCUUAAAACCGAAUGACGCGCAGUCUCAAGAGUUUCAACUUCGGUGGCAAGAUGUGAGGAUCCAUGUGAAUGGAAACUGUUCUCACCGCCAGGUGCGCUGUCGAAAUGGUUGCGCCAUCAAUGAUUUACUAUUGAAGGACCGUGUUCGGCACGAAACGGAAGUCUGUCUGCUUCGACGUGUUGAGUGUGCAUGGGGCUGCAACGAGACUGUACUUGCGAACGCUCAAGCUCUUCACGAGCGUGAGGAAUGUGAACUGCGUCAACAAAGCUGUCCGAAUCGCUGUGGCUACAAUAAUGUUCCUGUACGGGAGUUGGAUGAACAUAUAUCCGUAAAAUGCUCUCGGAGAUUGGUACAGUGUUCCUUAGGCUGCGGUCGUCGAACUCCGCUACAUACAAUUGAUACUCACAUAUCUCAAGACUGCCGCAAGCGUACGAUCACGUGUGGACACUGUCACCAAUCGUUGAAAGAGGAAGACCGAAUGACUCACCAAAAACAGUGUCCACAUCGACUGGCAGUGUGCGGUUUGUGCGGACAGACGAAUCUAUCGCACUUACAAAUGGCUCAUCACCGAAAAGAGGAAUGUAAAAUGCGUCAGGUGACAUGCAAGUACCAAUGUUCGGUGAAAACGCUAGUGGCUCAUGAAAAGGAGCGUCACGAAAUGUGGGAAUGUGCAUAUCGACCGAUUUGGUGUUCGCUUGGCUGUGGCGAAGUGUUUAUCUGCAACACAGUAAAAGAACAUCAGCGUUCAUGCACCAUGCGUUUUGUUGAUUGUGGGUAUGGCUGUGGUGAGGAGCUCCGAGAAAAGGACCGUGCUGACCACGAACAGUACCAUUGUAGCCUGAACAAAGUGCAACAAAAAACGUAG